This is a messenger RNA of Cannabis sativa, 1215 nucleotides long. RefSeq lists its product as uncharacterized. NCBI's taxonomy places the organism in Eukaryota, Viridiplantae, Streptophyta, Magnoliopsida, Rosales, Cannabaceae. The record is from RefSeq and is a predicted model, not a curated record. Bases 1 to 1215 code for a protein of 404 amino acids. The transcript has 3 exons.
AUGGAGAAGUUAGCACAAUAUUUAAGAUCCUUUGAGCUGCAGCGGGGUAUUAUCGGAAACACAGUUGACGAGUUACAAUAUCAACUUAUUUCAGCAUUGAAUAAAUUGAGGAAUGACUUUGAUACAAAUCAAAGUUUGCUACACUCCAUCUUUAAUGAGAUUGUGCAACGUGAGAAAGAAUUGGUCAUCAAAGAGAAGCAUAUGAAAGAUGGAGUACUCCAUUUUAACACUGAGUAUGCAAGAAUUACUGAGUUGAAAGAAAGCCAAUUGGAUAAGGUGCAAAGAUGUUAUGAAAACUGCUUGAAGGAAUUAAAUUUGAAAAAAGAGGAGUUUGAAGUUGUUGCAAGUAAAACCAAACAAGAAGAGGAAAGACUCGAGGCGAUUCGAAAGUCUGUAAAGGAAUGCUCUUGUCAACUUGAAUUGGAAAAGAAAGAAGUUGAGUAUGUUAAAGUAUGCAAAGAGAGCAAUAUUGCCUCAAUCAAGAAAUCAAAGGUGGAUAUGGAAAGUUUUGUGAAAUUGAAGGAAGAAGAAAUGUGGUCUAAAUUGGAAGAGCUUGAAUUGUUGGAGAUACAUGUCAAAGAUAUCUUUAAAGAGGCAGAGUUGAAAGUGAAGAGUGUAUCUUCUGCCCAAAAAUAUUUACAAGAACAAAUGAGUAAACACCAACAAAAAGAGUUGGAAUUUGACAAAAAAGUUGAUGAAUUUAAACAAAAUCUGCAACAGUUGGAGUUAGAAAAAUCAGCAUGGUUGGCUGAGAAAGACAAACACAAAAACAAUAUGUUUGUAAGGAUUGAAGAACAAGAUGUGGAAGUAACUAUUCAAAACCUCAUUGAAAUAGAGGAGGUUAUUCAUGCUGUUACUCUCAUUUGUGAACUCAAAUUAACUCACAAGUUUUCGCCCAUGCCACUACUGCUUGAUUACAUCAACCAUGCUGAGAAUCAAACCUCCAUUGUUUGUGGAGGAGAGAGAUCAAACAAAGACAAGAUUAAAGCCACUAAGAAAGAAAUAGCUCUAUUGAAAGUAGUGAAGAAGUGUGUUCAAAAUUGCAAUCUCCAAUCAGUUUUCCCAAGACUCGAAUUCUACCAACUGGGUGAGCGCCUUAUCCGUUUGGAAGGGAAGCUUAAACUAUAUAACCAUGAUGAACCCUCCAGAAAAAGAAAAGGCCACCAUUCAAACGUUAGCCAACGGAUUAAAAUCAAGUAUCCUCAGAAAUAUUGA